This is a messenger RNA of Lasiosphaeria miniovina, 1050 nucleotides long. RefSeq lists its product as uncharacterized. The record is from RefSeq and is a predicted model, not a curated record. Bases 1 to 1050 code for a protein of 349 amino acids. Gene Ontology annotation, molecular function: hydrolase activity; carboxy-lyase activity. The transcript has 3 exons. Gene Ontology annotation, cellular component: cytoplasm; cytosol. NCBI's taxonomy places the organism in Eukaryota, Fungi, Ascomycota, Sordariomycetes, Sordariales, Lasiosphaeriaceae. Gene Ontology annotation, biological process: secondary metabolic process.
AUGGCCAAGGCACCCAAGGGCACCAUCGCCAUCGAGGAGGCGGUGCUCAACCCGGACGGCAUCGCGUGGAUGGCGGAGAGCGCGACGCUGUUCAACCCGGGGCAGGACGCGUCCAAGGCGGGCAGCGCCAACCACGGGCACACGCCGCAGCUGCUCGACAUCCACGGGGCGCGGCUGGCGCAGAUGGACGCGCACGGCGUCGAGUACAUGCUGCUCAGCCUGACGUCGCCGGGCGCACAGGGCGAGCCGGACCGGGCCAAGGCCCGCCGCCUGGCCGCCGACGCCAACGACUGGCUCGCCACCCAGGUCGCCGCCAACCCGGCCCGCUUCGGCGCCUUCGCCAGCGUGUCCAUGCACGACGCCGCCGACGCCGCCGCCGAGGCCCGCCGCGCCGUCCGCGACCUCGGCAUGUUCGGCGUCAUGCUCAACGACUACCAGGUCGUCGCCGAGGGCGGAAACGAAGAGGGCAAGAAGUACUACGACGCGCCAGAGUUCCGCCCCUUCUGGCAGGCCGUCGACGACCUCGGCGUGCCCGUCUACAUGCACCCGCGCUACCCGCCGGCCAAAGACUUGGUCCCGCGCACCCGCUACGGCGACCGCAAGCAGAUCCUCGGCGCUGCCGUCCAGUUCCACCUCGACCUCAGCAUGCAUCUGUACGCCCUGUGCUCGAGCGGCAUCUUCGAUCUGUACCCGCGCCUGCAGGUCGUGGCCGGCCAUCUGGGAGAGGGGAUUCCCUUCAAUCUCUGGCGCGCCGACCACUGGUACAACAAGCCGGUCAAGAAGGCGACGCGGCCGUCCAAGCACGACUACAGCUACUACUUCACGCACAACAUCUCCAUCACGACGUCGGGCGACUUUUCGACAGCGGGGCUCAAGUUCUGCAUCGGCGCGAUUGGCGUCGACCGGUGUCUGUUUUCCAUCGACUACCCCUACGACACCAUCGAGGAGGCGCAGGACUGGUGGAAGACGGUCGACCUGCCGGCUGACGAGAAGGAGGCCGUGGCGAGGGGCAAUGCCAUCAGGCUGUUCAAGCUGCCUCUGGAGCUGUGA